AUGCCCAAAGUAUUUCCAUAUCACCCGGAACAGGACGCGCCUGCCGGCCAUGACUACGAGGCCGACCCGCAAUGGAGGAAAAAGCCUCUCACACCCUCUCAGCUCCAGGUCAACGACGUGAGAUUGGAGACUCUGCGGCCAGAUCGAGGGCCCAUGCUAGAGAUCAACGAACGAGCGACAUCGACCCUCGUGCCCGACACUGCAGCGUAUACACCUUCCGCAAGCUUCGUUCGCAUUGCCGAUGCCACGAGCAACCCCAUAGAGAAGCAGAGGUUCACCAAUCUCGAAGAGGAGUAUGGCUGGAUGCGCCAUUUGAGGCUGCAGAAGUACCAGCAAAAUGCCUACGAUGAUGGAGACUCUGCAAAAUGUCGAUGGAUUCACUGCUCCUCCAAGUUUCCUGAGUAUUUGGCGGGCUUGCUUUGGGCACUUUCUGACGAUCUUGAAAGUGUCGCCGAUUCCAUGCGAAUGCUGGAUGCCGCGAUACAGCGCAAUACGCGGUUCUCCAAGCAUGGAAAAUACUUUGCGCCUUUCUCGCAGUGUCUGGCACGGCAGACAGAUGGGUCGAGCAAGGAGACUUAUCCAUUACUGGUGUCAGUUCCUUUCAUGGACUGGACGAUGCAGGGACCAACACCACCUCUCCGGUUUCAAGUCGACCGAAGGGAAGGCUUUCUCUCGUCUAGGUCAUCCGCGCAUAUCCUUCGCUCUGUUUUACAGCAUUACUAUCGCCUGGAAGACACUCGGGACCGUGAACACUCCCAAGUGUUCGCUAAGCACAAGCCGUGGAACACGAAUCGAGAGCUGGAUCUGAAGGUCCGUCAAUGGUAUGGUCAUUAUCCGACUGGCUUGAACGUAGACGAGCUGUGGAUACUUGCGAUCGAUGCAGAGCACAUUGUGACCUUCUCAAGUAACCAGACCUGGAAAUCGCGCUGGCCGCCUCUCCAGCUCACUUCUAGAAUCAGUGAUGUUUCAUUCCGUGGGAUCCGCAAUGCAUACUUCAGGUCCGGCGAAGCGAAAGAAUAUACAGCCAUUACUCAUAUGAUGGCAAGCCUGAGCGGCGCAGUGGGAAUGAUGCAUCGCAAUUUCUGGCCAGAUAUGGUACUUUGCCUUACCGACCGCUAUGCUGGCAGAAUGGGACACCUUCAGUAUCGCCUGCACCGUUCGCCCAGCACGAAACUGGUGAUGGAUCUGAUUGCAUGCCAAGAGGAGCUCUAUAUCGUGAUUCAAAUCACAGAGGAGCAGAUUGAGAUGAUCCAAGACCUCCAGACUACCUUGGAUACAGGAGAGGCCACAACCGAAGCUGAAGCGCCCUCUCCUGCGAGUCGAAGGCGAGUCUCAGCGACCUACGGAGAUUUCGAUGAAUACGACAGCCCAAGGAGGCUGGUGACUCGCCGCUCGACAUAUCGACAGCUGUCUACUUCCGUAUUGUCGGAUCCAUUGGCGCAGUUGCUGGACAACCUGCAAAGGGAGCUGGCUGACUUGAGAGACCUUCGUGACAAUACGGACAGACUGGUCAACCGAACAAUUCAACUCGUCAACAUCCGUCUCGAAGAUCACGGCAAAGCCAUAUUAGUUUUCACAGUCGUCACCAUCGUCUUUCUCCCCCUCAACUUCGUCAGCAGCUUCUUUGGCAUGAACUUCAGCGACAUUCGGGAUAUGGAUCGAACGCAAUGGCUGUUUUGGGCUGUCGCGAUCUGUGUGACCGUUGGCGUGGUGACAUCUUCGAUCGUUCUGGCAUUCUCGGGUGGUGCAAUAGUCGAGAAGAUGCAUAUGUGGAGAGACUCAAGACGCGAGAAAACAUUAAGCACAACAACAGUAUUACGACAGAUAGGGGCCAAUGUUGGGGAGCAUGGCUUUAGGGUAUACGGCACCGAUAAAGAUGGGUCAGGUGGGACAUCGUAUCAGAGCGACUGGUGA
This is a messenger RNA of Zasmidium cellare ATCC 36951, 1914 nucleotides long. RefSeq lists its product as uncharacterized. Bases 1 to 1914 code for a protein of 637 amino acids. Gene Ontology annotation, cellular component: membrane. Gene Ontology annotation, biological process: metal ion transport; transmembrane transport. Gene Ontology annotation, molecular function: cobalt ion binding; cobalt ion transmembrane transporter activity; magnesium ion transmembrane transporter activity. The transcript has a single exon. Lineage: Eukaryota; Fungi; Ascomycota; Dothideomycetes; Mycosphaerellales; Mycosphaerellaceae. The record is from RefSeq and is a predicted model, not a curated record.